AUGACAAAGCUUGUGAUAGAAAACGGUGAUGUACUCACCUUAGAUGAAACAGAUGCGCUAAUAAUUGGGGGUACUGUCGUCAUCCGUGAAAAUGUAAUCGAAGCCGUGCACCCGGGGCCUGCGACCGCAGCGGAGAAAGAAGGAGCGGACAUCCUGGACGCAACGGAUCAGCUGGUGAUGCCUGGUCUCGUGGAUCUCCACCUGCACACAGCCGUUGCUAAAGGCUGGAAUGAUCAUAUGCCAUUGAAGGAGUACCUGAUGGAAUGCUGGUACCCAUGCACCCGUCAUCUAAACGACGAUCGUGCAUACUGGGGCGCGAUGGCAUCCUACACAGAGGCAAUCCGUGCAGGCACAACGAUGGUGAAUGAUAUGUUUCGCGAGCUUGGCUCCUUAGCGGCAGCGGCGGAAAGAUUGGGUAUCCGUGCAGUACUGUCGAAUGAUAUUGCGUCUGCGGAGUACAACUUAGACUCGCUAGACGACUGUCGGAAAGCAUACGAGAAAGUUGACGGUACUGCUAAUGGUCGGGUACGCGUCUGGGUAGGAAUUGAAUGGACACCGCUAGCAGAUCGCGAGUUGUUGAUUGGUGCACGUGCUCUCGCGGAUGAACUGGGUACAGGGAUUCAUAUCCACCUCAACGAGUCUGCACAGGAAGUGAAAGAGGUUUCCGCACGUUUUGGUAUCCCGCCCACUGAGCUUGCACAUGAGUGCGGUAUCCUGGGUCCCGAUUGCGUGGCCGCGCACUGUGUGCACUUGAACGACCAUGAGAUAGAGUUGAUGGCAGAGACUGGCACACACUUAUCUCACAACCCGUCAUCAAAUGCCAAGCUGGGAAACGGUAUUGCACGUGUUCCUGAAUGGAGAGCUUCGGGUAUUAACAUUGGCCUCGGACAUGACGCUGCGGAAUGCAACAACAGCCGUGAUAUGUUUGAGGUGAUGAAGUUUGCAUCCCUAAUGCACAGGGCUCAGCGACAGGAUGCUUCAUUGGGACAAGCCGGUGACAUCCUGAAGAUGUGUUGCCGCAAUGGUAACAAGGCACUCGGAGUAAACGGGGGUCAGAUCAAGGCUGGGAUGUGUGCCGAUGUGAUCACACUGGACCUGAUGGAUCCAAUGUUUGUUCCCCUGGAACGGGGGAAUGUGAGGCAGUACUACUCGCAUCUGGUGUUUGCGGUGAACGGAAGUGUUGUGCAAAACUCGAUAAUCGACGGACGCGUGGUGAUGCGAAACCGGCAACUGCAGUUUGCGGACGAGAGAGUGGUGGUGCGGGAGGCAAACCGGGUGUUUGCAGAAAUAGUAGAUGAGUUGGAUAGCCAGAGACAAAUAGAGUAA
This is a messenger RNA of Ogataea philodendri, 1326 nucleotides long. RefSeq lists its product as uncharacterized. The transcript has a single exon. Lineage: Eukaryota; Fungi; Ascomycota; Pichiomycetes; Pichiales; Pichiaceae. The record is from RefSeq and is a predicted model, not a curated record. Gene Ontology annotation, molecular function: hydrolase activity, acting on carbon-nitrogen (but not peptide) bonds. Bases 1 to 1326 code for a protein of 441 amino acids.